AUGAUAACAAAACUGUUAAUAAUUUUCUGCGCAAUCGUUUACGGAUCAGCAGCACCUCACUGCAUAGAUUUGUGCACCCCAUCACUGAAUGCCCACACAUCAGAAUCACUGACAGCAUUCGGAACUCAUAGUUCUUUAGCCCAGCAGCAGAGUACUCUGCGUGAGCUUCAUCAAUCGUUAACAGACCAGCUCCAGUCUUCGCGACUUAACGUCAACUUCGACCAUCCUGGAAACUGGACUGACCAUAAAGAUUACCGAACCCCCGACGGAGCUGGACAAGUGCACGAGGAAGCUGGCCAGCUGGUAAACGGUGGUGCUCAAGUUCGUUACUACAAAAAAAACUACGCCGCUACCUACGGCACCGGGUCCAACAAUUUAGGACUCGGCCACAAUUUAAACAGCGAGAGUUUACUGCAAGAUGAUCUGUUACACUCUCGUAAUCUUGGACUUCAGUCUGCUCAGAAUUACGGACACGAGCAAAGUCGUUUAGACUCUUCAAGAUUCCAAGAAUCUACCAACACACAGUUGUACAAUGAUCGUGUCAAUGGUGCAAGUAAUGACAACUGGAGCAGAUUUAAUACCUACGGUGUCGAUGGCGGUCGUGGUAAAGUAUACGAAGAAGAGGGCCAGUACUCUCAAGGACCUGCUAAAGUCCGGUAUUACAAGAAAAAUUACACAUCUAGUUACACUUCCAGUGGAACACCAUUGGUCGUUCCAAUAAUUACUGACGUAACAAAUCUUGAAUCUCAAGCUCAACGACUUGAAUCGCAGUUGAAUCAACUCAGCAGAGACUCUCACCAUUCUCAAAGUAUUCACAGCGACAAUUCAGCCCAACAGACUGGAUACGGGCAAGUUUACACUCAAAAUAAUAAUCCCCAGCAUUACGACCGUCCACUAUCAACAGAGCAGAGGUACCAGCAUACUUCUCAACAGCAUCAGACUGUUAAAACCGGAGGCACUGGCUACAUUCCCGUACAACCUGUAACACACUUUAAUUAUGUAAUACCAGACACUGAGCUUGAGAAUGUUCAGACAAGUCAACAUACCAAUCAGCAGACAGUCCAGACACAGCAGACACAUCGAGCUGACAUUGAUGAGACGCAUCAUAAUCAGCAAGUAGGGGGUAUCGUUCGAGUUCCUCUGCACCGCAAUGAUUACGGCAGCAAUGUAAAUACUUACAGAGAAGAUUCUAGAACGCAAGAAACAUUAGCUGCAGAACAAGCUUUACGCAAUCAGCUAAGGGACAAUAUUCAGUAUGCAGCCGUUCAAGAUAUUCCAACGCAUUCAGGAAGGCGAGUCGAAGAGCAUUGGGAGUCUAAUUCUAGACAUAGAGUCGAGUCGACUAUCCCGCAUCACGUUGAAACUGUCCCGAUUGGAGGUGACCUAACUCAUCAGAGAAUUAGCCAAGGAUUAGGUUAUUCAAACCAGGCUAGCCAUGUGUCAGGUGGAUCUUCGGCUUCGUAUCAGCAUCAUGAGCAGUUUGGAAGCAGUGGAAGCUAUCGAGUUGGAGCUAUUGAUCUGGGACAUCAGGCUGCUGAUUGUGAUACUCUUGGUGGACAGCUUGGUCAGUACACAAAGAGACAUAAGAGAGACAUUGAGUUUGGACAGCAGAGGGAAAAUAGUGGGGGUUAUCCACAUUCGGGAUAUGGACAAAGUCAUGAAGGACAUCCUCAUCAAGAUAACGAUCGUCAUAGACAUCAUGGUAAUGGUUUUGAACAAAACAGUGGAAUAGAUAAUUUUUACCAGAAUCAGGAACGUUCUUAUCAAGACCAUAGACAUCAUGGUCAAGAUUAUGGUCAGCAUGGUCAAGAUUAUGGUCAGUAUGGUCAAGAUUAUGGUCAGUAUAAUCAGGAAAGAGGACAUGGACAUUCAGGGUAUGGACAGAAUUAUGAGCAACAGUCCCAUCGAAAUGAAAAUCGUCACAAACAUUAUGGUGAGGAUUACGGUCAGAGGUAUCGCAGAGAUGAGUAUCAUCAUCAAGAUCAUGAUCACAAGAGCCACGAAGGACAUCCACAUCAGGAUGAUGACCGCCAUAGACAUUUGAGCCGUGAUAAUGACUUUGAUAACAAUGGAGGUCAUAGUCAUGACCACCAAAGUCAUGAAGAAAACUCUCAUCAAGAUAAUGAUCGUCACAGACACUCUGAAGGAGAACAUCGUUAUAAGCGAGAAAGUCGGCGCUAUGAAGAUUUUGACCAGCAAACCAAUGCUGGAUUUGGAGAUUUGAGCCAGCAGACGACAGGAGAGUUUGACUUUGGACAGAAUACGGAAAAAUUGGCGCUUGAAAAGCAGAAUAUCGAAAAUUUGAAUCAAGAGGCUCAAAGAGUUGAUUUUUGGCAUAAACAGGCGAAGAAUUUAGAGUUUGGCCAACAAACAGAGGAUUUAUCUCAACAGACGCAUAACUUUGAUUUUGGUCAGCAAACAGAGGAUUUAUCUCAGCAGACGCAUAAAUUUGAUGAUUUGAGCCAACAUCAAUCAAGUGGUCAUGAGUUCGAUCGUCAUCAUCAUAAAUUGGAAACUGGAAAUUUGGAAUUUGGUCAACAAACAGAGGAUUUAUCUCAACAAACACAUGAUUUUGAUUUUGGUCAGCAAACAGAGGAUUUAUCUCAGCAGACGCAUAAAUUUGAUGAUUUGAGCAGCCAUCAUUCAAGUGGUCAUGACUUUGAUCGUCGUCAUCAUAAGUUGGAAACUGGAAAUUUGGAAUUUGGUCAACAAACAGAGGAUUUAUCUCAACAAACGCAUAAAUUCGAUGAUUUUCACCUUCCCCUUCGUCCAGUAGAAAGUCAUGAAUUUGGUCAGCAUCAUCAUGAAUUAGAGACUGGAAAUUUGGAAUUUGGUCAGCACACAGAGGAUUUGUCUCAGCAGACGCAUAAAUUAGAUGAUUUGAGCCACCAUCAAUCGAGUGAUCAUGAGUUUGAUCGUCGUCAUCAUAAAUUGGAAACUGGAAAUUUAGAAUUUGGUCAACAAACAGAGGAUUUAUCUCAACAAAAGCAUAACUUUGAUUUUGUUCAGCAAACAGAGGAUUUGUCUCAGCAGACGCAUAAAUUAGAUGAUUUGAGCCACCAUCAAUCGAGUGAUCAUGAGUUUGAUCGUCGUCAUCAUAAAUUGGAAACUGGAAAUUUAGAAUUUGGUCAACAAACAGAGGAUUUAUCUCAACAAAAGCAUAACUUUGAUUUUGUUCAGCAAACAGAGGAUUUGUCUCAGCAGACGCAUAAAUUAGAUGAUUUGAGCAGCCAUCAAUCAAGUGGUCAUGAGUAUGAUCGUCGUUAUCAUAAAUUGGAAACUGGAAAUUUGGAAUUUGGUCAACAAACUGAGGAUUUGUCUCAACAGACACAUAGUUUUGAUUUUGGGCAGCAAACAGAGGAUUUGUCUCAGCAGACGCAUAAAUUAGAUGAUUUGAGCCACCAUCAAUCGAGUAGUCAUGAGUUUGAUCGUCGUCAUCAUAAGUUAGUGACGGGAAACUUAGAGUUUGGACAACAAACAGAAGAUUUGUCUCAACAAUCUCAUAAAUUCGAUGAUUUUCAUCUUACCCUUCGUCCAGUAGAAAGUCAUGAACUUGGUCAGCAUCAUCAUGAAUUAGAGACUGGAAAUUUUGAAUUUGGUCAACAAACUGAAGACUUGUCUCAGCAGACACAUAACCUUGAUGAUUUUAACCAUCAUCAAUCCGGUACUCAUGAAUUUGAUCACCAUCAUCAUAAAUUAGAAACUGGAAAUUUGGAGUUUGGUCAACAAACAGAGGAUUUAUCUCAACAGACACAUAAUUUUGAAUUUGGUCAACAAACAGAGGAUCUGUCUCAGCAGACGCAUAAACUUGACGAUUUUAACCACCAUCAAGUAGGAACUCAUGAAUUUGAUCGCCAUCAUCACAAAUUAGAAACUGGAAAUCUAGAAUUUGGUCAACAAACAGAGGAUUUAUCUCAACAGACGCAUAAUUUUGAAUUUGGUCAACAAACAGAAGAUUUGUCUCAGCAAACGCACAAACUUGAUGACUUCAGCCAACACCAAUCAGAAAAUCAUGAGUUUGCUCAACAUCAUAAUCAGUUACAUACAGGUAACUUAGAAUUUGGCCAACAAACUGAAGAUUUAUCGCAACAAACUCAUAAAGUUGAUGAGUUCAGUCAGCAUCAAUCCGGAAAUCAUAAAUUUGGUCAACACGACAAUCAAUUACAAACUGGAAACUUAGAAUUUGGUCAACAAACUGGCUUCAACCCAUCAACAAAUUAUCCUCGAGAAUUCAAACCAGCACCUAAGCCAACUCCGAGACCUCUAAGAAUCGGUAAUCAACGAGGCGACAUUGAGCCAGAGUUAGUAAGUUCAGUGAAACCUGUAAUUUCAGUAAGACCAGUCAAAGGAGGCCGAGGUUAUACUCCUCGAGUACGACCAGCUCAAUACCAAAGUGACAUCCCAUCUACUGGCGUUUUGAGUCUCGAGGAACAGUCGCUAGCUCAAGAAUCAGGUAAUUCUUGGCAUCAGUCUCAUCAUCCAGGUGACUUGACGAAUGACAAUCAAGAGCAGCUAUCUCAAGUUGACUCAGUUACCUUACAGUCAAGAAUUUUGCAAGUUUAUGGUGGUAAAGGUCCCUACAAAGCUGGUAUUCAGGGAGACUACUCUGGUGUCAAGCCCAAUCCUUCGGCAACUCUAGAGCCUCAGUACUACGGCAACGAACCCUGGGAAAUCCGAGAAGUUGCUUCUGAAAAAUUUUCAGCUCGUAGUGCAGCACCUCUUGACACAGUACCUGAAUCAACAACUCCACUAUCCGAAACUACACCAUCUCCUGGAUUUUGGAAGAAAUUAGGUAACAAAAUCACUACCUCCUAUGAGAAGGCUAAAGACAAAUUAUCUAAUACCUUCGGUUAA
Cotesia congregata is the source of this 4854-nucleotide messenger RNA. Lineage: Eukaryota; Metazoa; Arthropoda; Insecta; Hymenoptera; Braconidae. The record is from the annotation of a GenBank genome assembly.